Leishmania mexicana MHOM/GT/2001/U1103 is the source of this 1620-nucleotide messenger RNA. RefSeq lists its product as hypothetical. Bases 1 to 1620 code for a protein of 539 amino acids. Lineage: Eukaryota; Euglenozoa; Kinetoplastea; Trypanosomatida; Trypanosomatidae. The record is from RefSeq and is a predicted model, not a curated record. The transcript has a single exon.
AUGGACAUGAUGUCGAGACUUGACGCCGACAUGGUAGAAGCAGAGGCCGAGGUGGAGGACGAACUUCUGGUGUCCACCUGGCCCCAGAGCCGCCGCUUCCUUGAAGGCCACCUUUUGCAGACCGCCGAUAUGCAGACCGAGGACAUGAGAGAUGGCGACGGCGGAUCGCAGCACAUCGAAGACGACAGCAUUAGUGUUACUCCGUCCACGUCCGCCCCUUCCCCAGCGCCGCGCUUUGCGGCCACGGCUGGCGCGCCGCCUCUGGCGCCACAGUCUCUGACAGACACCUCCCCACUUCUGUUGCGGACGCGCAUGCAGGAACCGGAGAUGCCUGCUGACCCGCGCACGCGGUUGCUUGACCUGGUCAUCACGAACACCACUGCCAGCAUUACACUCGCCGAGAUGGAACAGGAAAUGAACUGGAACGCGCAGUACGCCGCCACGUACGGGCCGCUCAAGGAGUACCUGCAGUCGUACCAAUCCAUCUUCGUCGUGUCCCCCGUGGACGACCGCGUGCGCCUGCGGCGACUCUUUUCCAUUCGCACAAACGCCCUCGCGCGGGAGGUCCGCCGGUCGACGUCGCACUCGUCAUCACUGUCCACACGCCAGCGAUACGGGCGCCGCGCCGGCCGAGAUGCGGCGCACCGAUCGCAGUCGGCAGGGGAUCGGCGAACCGGCAAGCCGUCCCUCCCCUCUGCAGAAGCGCUCGCGGCACACAUCGGCAGCAUCAGUUACUGCUGCAUCGCAGAGCGCCUAGACCUGGAUGCGCUGGAAACGGUCUAUCACCGCCGCGGCUACAAGACGGAGAUUGCGCACGCUGUGCUGCACGUGUCCAGUGAGAACUGCUUCGACCUCUUCCUCUUUUCGAACGGUGCCGUCGUGUGGUGGGGCAUGGACCGUAAAAACCACUGGAUGGUGGAGGACGACUUCUUGUCCGCCUCGAAUCAUCUGCUUGAGGGAGUCGUGCACCGCUACUCGCAAGCUGAAAUCGAUGCCCUCUUCCCUAUCUGGUGCUCGUAUGAGUUGGAUGAGCAGUGCGAGGUCGUUCAGACACCCUCCACAUUGGGGUUCCAGCCGUUGGCGGUCGAACCGGCGCUUGAUCGACUUGCCACGGUACUUUGCUUUGACCACUAUCUUGUGCCGGCCAGCGAUCCGGCGCGCAGUCUCGUUAUGCUCACCUUUUCCCACUCACUGGGCCGCUCUGCCGGGGUGGACUACUUCGAAUACGUGACGAAGUGGUCACACCGCCAUAUCCUGUCCACCCCAGCCGAGUUUACUGGCCUGCUCGACUACUACUCCACGAAGCGGCGCAUUGCCAGACUCGAGGGCGAGAUUGCCGUGGCGCAGCUCGCGAUUCAGUCGGCUCAUGACAUCCCGGAUGUCUUGUGGGAAGCGCCGUGGCUGCAAGGGUACUACGACCUGGCAGAGCAGCAGAACACGACGGAGUCGCGGCUGGCGUGGUUUGCCUCGCGCAGUGACACGCUUCUUGAGCAGCUCAGUCAUAUCAAAGGCCGGCGGUAUCGCCUCUUCAUGCUCGGAUCCGACGUCUUUCUUAUCGUUCUUCUGAUCCUGGAUGUGAUCUUCAUGACGUCCCGAUUGGUCGUUAAGAUGUACUUUUAG